Tyto alba (common barn owl) is the source of this 2957-nucleotide messenger RNA. It is a transcript of the gene CAVIN1, whose product is annotated as caveolae associated protein 1. Gene Ontology annotation, molecular function: rRNA primary transcript binding. NCBI's taxonomy places the organism in Eukaryota, Metazoa, Chordata, Aves, Strigiformes, Tytonidae. Gene Ontology annotation, cellular component: cytoplasm; caveola. The record is from RefSeq and is a predicted model, not a curated record. Gene Ontology annotation, biological process: transcription initiation at RNA polymerase I promoter; termination of RNA polymerase I transcription. The transcript has 2 exons. The coding region runs from base 197 to 1282 and encodes 361 amino acids.
CAGGGCAGUUUCACUGGACGGCUUUGCAGAGCUGUGCCAUUUGAUUUUCAGCACAGACAUCCACACACUGUGCUCUCCAUUUCUGGCGUGUCUCCCAGCGCAGAGUUUAGCUGAGGCUCGGGUUUAGUUUUCCCUCCUCUCUCUCCCUGCAGUGACAGCGUCUCCCGGCUCUGCUAGCCAGGACUCCCAAGCAGUCAUGGAGGAUACUACUCUGCAAAUUAUCGAACCACCAACUGCUUCUGAGGCCUCAGAGGAGCAAGUGCCUGAAGAACCCAUCAAAUCAGACCAGAUCAAUGGUGUGAUGGUGCUGACCCUUCUGGACAAGAUCAUUGGAGCAGUGGAUCAGAUCCAGCUGACCCAAACACAGCUGGAGGAGAGACAGCAAGAGAUGGACAGCGCAGUGACCAGCAUCCAAGGCGAAUUAACCAAGCUGACAAAGGCACAUACCACCACCAGCAACACCGUGAACAAGAUGCUGGAAAAAGUGCGCAAGGUGAGCGUCAAUGUGAAAACCGUUCGGCAGAACCUGGAAAAGCAAGCUGGGCAGAUAAAGAAGCUAGAGGCCAACGAAGCGGAGCUCCUGAAACGCAGAAACUUCAAAGUCAUGAUCUACCAGGAUGAAGUGAAGCUCCCGUCGAAACUGAGCAUCAGCAAGUCUCUAAAGGAGGGCGAAAAGCUGGAGAAGGAAGGCGAGGGCGAGGAGGUGCCUGUGGGUGAGGACCAUGCAGAGGAGGACCACGUCCAGCUCUCCUCGGAUGAAGAGGUGGAGAUUGAAGAGAUUAUCGAAGAGUCACGGGCAGAGCGCAUCAAGAGGAGUGGCAUGAAAAGAGUGGAUGACUUUAAGAAGGCAUUUUCAAAGGAGAAGAUGGAGAAGACUAAGCUAAAAACCAAGGAAAACCUGGAGAAGACCCGCCAUAACUUGGAGAAGACCCGUCACAACCUGGAGAAGAGGAUGAACAAACUGGGCACCAAGAUUGUGACUAACGAAAGGAGGGAGAAGAUGAAGACCUCUCGGGACAAGCUGAGGAAGUCUUUCACCCCUGACCACACCAUCUAUGCCAGGUCCAAGACGGCCGUCUACAAAGUGCCGCCCUUCACUUUCCACGUCAAGAAAAUAAGAGAGGGUGAGGUGGAAGUGAAGGCCACAGAGCUGGUGGAGACUGGUGGAGAGGAGGGAGAAAACUCUGACCUGCUGCGUGGGGAGAGCCCCGAGAUGCACACGCUGCUGGAGAUCACCGAGGAGUCCGAUGCGGUACUGGUGGACAAGAGUGACAGCGAGUAGGACAGGCUGCGGCGUGGAAGGGUUGUGGACGACGGCUGAACACAUAAUCAUUCACAUUUCAAGAUCUCUCUCUGCCCUGGCGCCCCAGGGAAAGUGUACACACAAUGCAUCUUUACUACCCUGCAGAGCCGACGCCGAUCCCCUGCCUGCUUGGACAAGGUGUAUUUUAUAUUUUAGUUUUAGCACACAGAAACGUUAGGAACACGGGACUGUUUUUCUUACACUGUUAAAUCCCCCUUGGAGACCAUUCCUGCCGCAGGCUGCGUGAGACCCUUCUAGCACCAGACCUGAAGAUGGGCUUUGAGUGACGGGGACCCGGCCCAGCCGCAGAGUGCUAAAACCAAGAUAACGGCUGUACACCUGGAAAGCUCAAGCGUCCUCCAUAAGCAAAGACCUGGUGUCAAGAAAGCUUCCCGCCGCGCAGCCCGCCGGCCCGGCUCCCUGUGCCGGGCUGCGCGCCCAUCCCCGCGGGCUGCCGGACUCCCAGCACCCAGCACCCAGCCCGGCCGCCCCGUCGGGGGAGCGGAGGGACCGCGGCUCACCCGGCGCGCGGGAGGGAAGAGCUGGGCGAGCCCCGCCGACGGGCAGCGAGCGGGCGAAGCCGAGCCAGGCGCGCGGCACGCGGCGGGGCCCGCUCCCCGCUGCCCUCCCGAGCACCCGGUUACGCGGCGGCGCCUCGGCCGGCUCCGCCGCCGGUGCCGGCACACGCAGCACGCGGCCGGGGCCGUCGCCUCCCCAGACCCGGGACCGGCAGCCACACACUGCCCUGCCCCGGUUACGGGCCUGGCUCCCGCGGGCCCAGUGGCCACGGGCAAGUCCUUGCCGGGGCAGGGAGCGCCGCGGAGGUGGGUGCUGGACCCCGUCCCUCCGCACCCGCAGGGGCGGUGGCAGCGAGGGACGGGGGACGUGCAGGCAGCGGGGCCAGAGCAGCCGCCACCGGCUGCAGCUCGUUCCCAGAGAUGGGGUGCGCUGGUGCCGCCUGGGGCUCCCAACACCGGUCCAGCACCAGACCUUGAGCAUUUCUGAGCAUCUGCUUCCCCGCGGGGGUCUCGGCGCGGCCCAGGCUCGUGCCCACGUCCUGCGCUUUCCUCCCCGCUUUCCCCCGCUUCGCCCCGUCCCCUGCAGCGAGGCAGCGCAGGUUGAGGGCUCGGCCCCGGCCCCCCCGGAGCCCCGGGGGCUUCUCCCGAGCCAGGGCCCGCGGGGCUCGGCCCUUCCCCGGGAGCUCAGCCGCCCUCCCGUGCAGCCCCCGGCAGCAGGGACGGCCGCUCUCGCUGACAUAACCGAGUAUAUAAACUUGCUUUUCCUCUCUGAAUUAUUUCCCUUCUUACUGUCUAGCGCAUCCCGCCUGGCCCCGGCCCCACGGUCCCAUCCCGGGGUCUGCACCGGUGCCCGGGAGGAGCAUCCCCGGGGCCGCGCCGCCGCCGACCCCGGAGACGGUCCCGGCGCCGGUGCCGGUGCCCAGUGCCCGGUGCCGGUGCCCGCCCGCGGCGGGCUGGGGGGCGGCAGCGGCGGCGGUUCCCAGAGCAACGUGGGCCCCGGGCCCGGGGGUCGCCCGCCCCUGCAGAGCCUCCCGCGGGCCCACGGGCGGAUUCCACGGAGCCGCGCGGCGGGAGCCCGGACGAGCCCCCGGCCGCGUCCCGGCGAGCAGCGCAACUAAUAAAGUCUCUUUUCUAAA